AUGGCGCCUCAGCGCUCCUAUACAAUUCUAACCAAGCGCGAAGCAAUCGCGACUGCUGAGGCGUUAGGAAGCUGCCAAGCCGCAUCAAAGAGACUAAAUAUCCCUCGCACGACUCUUCGCGACUGGCUAGACGAUAAAGAGAACAUCCAAGACUUUGCGGGUGCCCAAACCAGCAAAACCUUGAAGGGCCAGAGUGCAGCGCCGUUAAUACACUUCUCUCACGAUUUGGUAACCUUUAUGAAGGAUGUGCGACGAGAAGAAUGGAGCAGCAAACGCGAUGGCUUCAAACGUAUCUUGCUGGAGAGCAGUUUUAUGGAUGCCAAAGUGUGGGCGAUAUAUGUACGAGAGCUGCUCAAGUUCGAGAUCGAGGCACUAUCAGUGCUUAUACUCGAUAACUUCGACGCACAUGUUUCAAAAGAAGGACUUGAUGUUGUUGUCGAGACAACGUCGGCCCUGGUUUGCCAGCUACCGCCCAACAGUACAGCGGCCUGCCAGCCACUAGACGUUGAGGUUUUCAACUUUGCUUUUUGCUAA
Phytophthora infestans T30-4 is the source of this 534-nucleotide messenger RNA. RefSeq lists its product as uncharacterized. Gene Ontology annotation, molecular function: DNA binding. NCBI's taxonomy places the organism in Eukaryota, Oomycota, Peronosporomycetes, Peronosporales, Peronosporaceae. The transcript is spliced from 3 exons. The record is from RefSeq and is a predicted model, not a curated record. Bases 1 to 534 code for a protein of 177 amino acids.